This is a messenger RNA of Eufriesea mexicana, 403 nucleotides long. Its product is annotated as DCN1-like protein 4. Gene Ontology annotation, molecular function: cullin family protein binding; ubiquitin conjugating enzyme binding; ubiquitin-like protein binding. The transcript has 3 exons. The record is from RefSeq and is a predicted model, not a curated record. NCBI's taxonomy places the organism in Eukaryota, Metazoa, Arthropoda, Insecta, Hymenoptera, Apidae. Gene Ontology annotation, biological process: protein neddylation. Bases 1 to 309 code for a protein of 102 amino acids. Gene Ontology annotation, cellular component: ubiquitin ligase complex.
AUGAUUUUACACUGUGACAAAGAUCAAAGAAGUAUGGAUAUGGAAACAGCAAGUGAUAUGUUACAGUUACUUUUGGGAAAACACUGGCCAUUGUUUACACAAUUUGAUCAGUUCCUAGAUCAAUCGAAGUACAAAGUGAUUAAUAAAGAUCAGUGGUGCAACAUUUUAGAAUUUUCUCGUACAAUCAAUCAUGAUUUAUCCAAUUAUGAUUUAGAUGGAGCAUGGCCAGUAAUGCUUGAUGAAUUCGUUGAAUGGCUAAAAAUACAGCGAGGUGAAGAAACAUCUUCAACAGAAGCUAGAGGCAGCUGAAACAUUCAAUAAUAAUAGUCUACUAAAAUAAAAGGAACUCAUCUUUUCUGUCAUCAUAUUUUGUUAAUAACAAAAUUUCUGUUUCUAUCAUAAC